UGUAAACACACGUGCGUUCUUGUGAGUUUUGAAAACGAUUUAAUAGAAGACGGGAAUUUAUAUUUGGAAGCUUAACAACAUUCAAGAAAAUGAGUGAAACUAGUUUGUUAAACUUGUUUAAUUUCCUAAAUGUGGAAGACCAACAGGAAGUUUCCGGCCUGCUGAAAUCGAUUAAGGAAGCCGACUGGACCAACUGCUUUCAGCAUGAGAUCUUCAAAAGCAUCACAGCUGGAAAAACUUCAACCGCCGAUCGCUACGAACUACUCCAAGCGGCCAUUUCUGCUCUAUUCGUCUUUGUUCAAAAUAAUUUCCUAGGCCCAAAAACGACCCUCACCGAUGUGGUAACAUUUUCCGAGGAACUCAAUGUAAGGAACCUGCUCAAAUCGGACGGUGAAGAAUUGAAUGUGAAUACAAAUGCUCCAGAGCUGUUGUACAUUUGUAAACUUGUAUUCGAGCAACUGAUACCAGCGUGUGGAGAGCAGUAUGUCACCUUUGACGAGCGAUUAUGGUACCUUCGAUAUCUGGUUGUCUACCAGCGUUGUUUGGAUGAUCUCGUUCAUAGCCUUUACUCGAGAUUUGACCAAAACGUUGAACACCUAGCAAAAGCUAUGGAAUCUGAUGAAGACGUCAGUUUACAGCUGCAAACCCACAUCGAGAUCCUACAGGGGUACGUUCUAUUCAAACGUAUUACCAAAGCGGAACAUUGGAUAACGACUCUUCAAAGCUUGGCUGGCGUUGAAAUAUCCGUUGAAGGAGUCCUUGGAGUGAGAACAAAGUACCAACAAAAUCCUUUGCCGCAGCUAAUCCUAAGGGCCAAGGGUUUGGAAACGUUAGGUUUACCGGGAUCGAAGGAAACGCAUGGUCACGUAACUCUACCGACAAUCCUGAAAUUAGAUGACGACGUGCGUUUGGAAAAGGUCAAGUUCACGAGUGAGCAGGAAAACGUUGACGCUCAGCUUCCUAGCUUGGUACAAGAGAUGGUACUUUCCAAAAUAUUCUAUUUGAAAUACUCGCAACCUAAAGAUAAACUGGCUGACGAGGAACUCAAACCGUAUAUAACGUCCUUGCUAUACCAGGAUCAUGGUCCAUGGGCUACCCGAGUUGCAGCUUUGUAUCUCAACAUUCUACUGGAAGCGAACCACAAACGCACCGUCGAUCGAUCAAUGAAGCAAUGCGAAGAGCUAGUCCACCUGCUGGAUUCCGACUCUGUUCCCGUUUCGCAUCGUCUGUCGUUUGCCUUCUGCUCCGCCCUCAUUCCGCGUUGGCAAAUUAAGGCCAAGCUGGGCGACUUGAUGGUGAGCUUGGGUAUCAUCAAAGGCGCUUUAGAUUUGUAUCUUGAGCUGCAACUCUGGGAAGAUGUUAUCUCCUGCUACAACCAUCUCGAACUGAGACAUAAAGCUGCUGAAAUCAUUCAUCAGGAAAUCAACAAAAAUCCCACCGUCACCCUGUACUGUCUACUGGGAGAUGCAACGGACGACAUCCAAUGUUAUCAAAAAGCAUGGGAACUAUCCGGAGAAACUAGUGCCCGAGCGCAACGGCAUUGGGGUAAUUUUUACUUCGCGAGAAAGCAAUACCAGGAAGCAAUUACACAUCUGAAGAGAUCGGUGGAAAUCAAUUGCCUCCAGGAGGCCACUCUGUUGCGGUUGGGCUACGCCGCUAUUCAGCUGGAACAAUGGGAGGAAGCUGCGAAAGCUUAUCGACUCUAUACCACUCUGGAGGCGCAUGGUUUCGAACCGUGGAAUAAUCUCGCCAUGGCUUACAUCAAACUAGGCGACAAAAAGCGAGCGCAUAAAGUUCUGCAAGAAGCUCUCAAGUGUAACUUCAAUAACUGGAAGGUAUGGGACAAUUUCCUCGCCGUCAGCAUCGAUACGAAAAACUACGAGGACGCAUUGAACGCCUACGAGCGGAUGCUGGAGCUGAAGGAAAAAUUCUACGAUCAAGAAGUUCUAGAAAUACUCACCAAAGUCAUCUCGGAAGACGCUCCGGAUGCCAAUGGAAACUCAACGCAACGCUUGACGAAAAAGAUUCUUAAGCUUCUUGGGCACGCAUGUGCCAAAACUGCCAACAAUGGUCUACUGUACGAGUUAUCUUCGCAAUUGGAAACUAAAGAUCCACUGAAGAAAGCUCAAAAAUUGCAAAAUGCUUACCGAGGGUACACCCAAACGAACAGUCAAUGGUCAAAAAAUCCUGACAAUUGCGAAAGGAUCCUCAAGCUAUGCGUAGCACUUUGCGAAAGUAGUUUGCAAGCGUUCCUCGAUGGGAAGGAUGAUGCCGGGAGGCUACCUUCCGUAAAAUCGCAACUUUCCUCGGCACGCUUAACGGGUCAAGGAUGCGUACGGGCGGCUGGCAAUGAAAAUUGGGAACAAAAUGCUGCCCUCGUCGAACAGUUGUCGGAAAUAGUACAGAAACUAACUACCGAGCUGACGAACGCUAUGAAUCAAUAAAAUGUUUUACUCCCU
Ochlerotatus camptorhynchus is the source of this 2459-nucleotide messenger RNA. RefSeq names its product tetratricopeptide repeat protein 27. The coding region runs from base 90 to 2444 and encodes 784 amino acids. Gene Ontology annotation, molecular function: protein binding. The record is from RefSeq and is a predicted model, not a curated record. NCBI's taxonomy places the organism in Eukaryota, Metazoa, Arthropoda, Insecta, Diptera, Culicidae. The transcript has 3 exons.